AUCCAAGCCCCCCGCUGUCCCUCGCCAUGGCCUCGAAAGCUUUCGGAAACGGGCUCAAGGAGCUGCGCUUCUUGUUCUGCCAGACUAGCGAACACAGCGCCGCGACCAGGAGUUUUCUCACACGGAGCUAUCCCGCCAUGAAGAAGGCCAACCCGUCCAUUCCCAUUAUGAUCCGAGAAGCCAGCGGCACCGAGCCCACCGUCUAUGCGAGAUUCGACUUUGGAAAGGAGAAGAAGCUGCCGCUCAAGGGCCUCGAAGACAAGGCCAUUGAACAACAAGUGUCGGAUCUGGUGCAGAAGGGCUCAUGAGCAGGGCUGGCGGCGAUGAAAUCGGAAUAAGCAUGAAUAGCGAGGAGUGAACUGUAGAGAAGGGAAUGAGUUUGUGUGUAGAUGCCAUGAUGCUCUCCCGAGUUCACCCAAAUAGCAAGACGUCAUUUUCGCUCU
Exserohilum turcica Et28A is the source of this 443-nucleotide messenger RNA. RefSeq lists its product as uncharacterized. Bases 27 to 308 code for a protein of 93 amino acids. The record is from RefSeq and is a predicted model, not a curated record. The transcript has 3 exons. Lineage: Eukaryota; Fungi; Ascomycota; Dothideomycetes; Pleosporales; Pleosporaceae.